Urocitellus parryii (Arctic ground squirrel) is the source of this 3382-nucleotide messenger RNA. It is a transcript of the gene Mfsd6, whose product is annotated as major facilitator superfamily domain containing 6. Gene Ontology annotation, biological process: antigen processing and presentation of exogenous peptide antigen via MHC class I. Gene Ontology annotation, cellular component: plasma membrane. NCBI's taxonomy places the organism in Eukaryota, Metazoa, Chordata, Mammalia, Rodentia, Sciuridae. The record is from RefSeq and is a predicted model, not a curated record.
CAAAGGCGCUGCCCAGGGAGCCCUCGUCCGACUCCACUUGCCGCCGCCGGAGAAGGGGGAUGAGGGAUGGGCCCGGGUGUCCAGGCCCUUCUCGGCCCAGCCCCACUUGCGUCCUUGGCACAAACGUCUCUGGGAGAAAGGCGGAGAUGAGAACCUCCACACAGCCCCAGUGACAAGGACAUGGCCCUGCUUUGGCAGAAGGAGGAAAUUGAUAUUGUCAGUCUCCCCAGAUCAACAGUCAAGAUUUUAAAAGUCAUAAGCCUUCUGAUGGUGGUGGUGAGCCAUGGCGGCAGAUGAUAAAGUUGCUAUCUUAACUGAUGAUGAGGAGGAGCAGAAGAGAAAAUAUGUGCUUGCUGAUCCCUUCAAUGGAAUUUCCAGGGAACCAGAACCACCUUCAAAUGAAACGCCCUCCUCCACAGAAACAUCUGCUAUUCCUGAGGAGGAAAUAGACUGGAUAGAAAAACAUUGUGUUAAAAUAAACAACGAUCUUCUCAUUUCCAAGGUUUUUUACUUUUUCUUUUACUCUGCCUAUGGCUCUCUUUACCCACUUUUGCCUGUGUAUUAUAAACAGCUGGGAAUGUCGCCAAGCCAGAGUGGACUGUUGGUUGGUAUUAGAUACUUCAUUGAAUUCUGUAGUGCCCCCUUUUGGGGUGUGGUUGCAGACCGCUUCAAAAAAGGCAAAAUUGUCCUUCUCUUUUCUCUUUUGUGUUGGGUUUUAUUCAACCUGGGCAUUGGGUUUGUCAAACCUGCUACCUUGAGAUGUGUACCAAAGAUUCCCCCAACAGCUCACCCCACCAAUGCAAGUCACCUGUUAACUGUCUUGCCAACAAAUUCUUCUGCUAUCUCUUUCCUUACUAUAUCACCAAAAAUGCGGGAGAAAAGGGACUUGUUUCCUUCCAGUGGGCCACCAGUGUUAGAAACGGGGCCCAACAUCUUAGAUGCUGAUAUCGUUUCGACAGCUUCAACCAAGAUCCAUGAACCCACUCUGCAGCCCCAGAUAGAUGAAAUCACUGACCUUGUUAUGGACUUGAGCCUGAAUACAAGCACAGCAACCCUUUCCCCCACGGGGAAUGUAACCAGGGAGACAACCACUGCUAUUGUCACUACCACCAAAUCUUUACCUUCUGACCAAGUCACUCUUGUUUAUGAUCAGCAAGAAGUUGAAGCUAUAUUCUUGGUGAUCUUGGUAGUUGUCAUAAUUGGAGAAUUUUUCAGUGCCUCUUCUGUCACGAUUGUAGACACAGUGACACUCCAGUAUCUGGGAAAGCACCGAGACCGCUAUGGACUGCAGCGCAUGUGGGGCUCCCUGGGCUGGGGCCUGGCGAUGCUGUCCGUGGGCAUCGGGAUUGACUAUACCCACAUGGAAGUUCUCGUGGAUGGCAAGGGGUGUAAGCCCCCUGAGUACCGGAACUACCAGAUCGUCUUCAUCGUCUUUGGAGUUCUCAUGACGAUGGCCUUGAUUGUGGCUACCCAGUUCCGUUUCCGCUACAACCACUUCACCAACAGUGAUAGCAAGGGGAAAGAGGUGGAGAUCCCUCAGGUGGAAAGGAACAACUCCACCGAGUCCUCCGAGGAGACACCCACCACCACGAGCCACUCGCAGACCUUCAACUUUUGGGACUUGAUCAAACUGCUCUGCAGCGUGCAGUAUGGCUCAGUGUUAUUUGUGGCUUGGUUCAUGGGUUUUGGAUAUGGCUUCGUGUUCACCUUUCUCUACUGGCAUUUGGAAGACCUGAAUGGAACUACAACCCUCUUUGGGGUCUGUUCAGUCCUGAGUCACGUGUCUGAGCUGACAGCUUAUUUUUUUAGUCACAAGCUUAUUGAAUUGGUUGGCCACAUCAGGGUUCUGUACAUUGGCCUGGCCUGCAAUACAGCUCGCUAUAUUUAUAUUUCCUACCUGGAAAAUGCCUGGACUGUCCUCCCCAUGGAAGUUCUUCAAGGAGUGACACACGCGGCCAUCUGGGCAGCAUGUAUUUCUUACCUCAGUGCAGCUGUUCCCCCUGAGCUGAGGACAUCUGCACAGGGCAUCCUGCAGGGCCUUCACCUGGGAUUGGGGAGAGGAUGUGGUGCCAUGAUUGGAGGCGUGUUAGUCAAUUAUUUUGGGGCUGCUGCAACCUUCCGAGGCAUUGGCAUGGCCUGCCUGGUGAUCCUCCUGCUCUUUGCCCUGAUCCAGUGGCUGGCAGUGCCAGAUGAGGAAGAAGACAAGACAAUGUUGGCAGAAAGGAUUCCUGUUCCCUCCAGUCCUGUUCCCAUAGCAACCAUCGACUUGGUACAGCAACAGACAGAAGAUGUCAUGCCACGCAUUGAGCCCAGACUUCCACCCAAGAAAACCAAGCACCAGGAAGAACAGGAAGAUGUGAACAAACCAGCCUGGGGGGUCAGCUCCUCCCCCUGGGUGACUUUGGUCUACGCACUCUACCAAAUUAAAGAGAUGAUGCAACUGACAAGAGACAACCGUGCUUCUGAGAUACAGCCUUUACAGGGGACCAGUGAGAAUCAAGAAAAUUCUCUAGCUGGUGGAGUCCAACCUGUCCCGCGUGAGACUCACCCUGACCCACCUAGAAACCAGCCAUCCCCUGACGCAGCAGCAUCUCAGACACAGAUUAGCUCUGUUCACCCCAGUGUGGACCCACGUGCGGAGGAGAGUGGGGAGCAGCACACUCGGCCUGCCACUGGAGGACGCUGAGGGACCGUGUCCUGCUCAUCUCACACCCUGCAUGGAAUUGGGUUCCUUGGCCAGACCCCAUCACAACUCCUGCGGAAGGAGCCAGCACCACAUACGCUUCUAAAUAUCUAAACUCAUUAACAUGGAAAACACACACACAUAAACACACACACACCUGAGCUACAGUACAUAUGGCAAGAGAAGGUGAACUUCCAUAGUCCCAUUGGAGUCACAGAAAAGAAAUAGCAUUCAGUGAGGACUUCCGUUCUUGGUUGGUUAGGUGAAUGACCACAGAACAUUUCUGCCAAUGCAGGAAGGCUGGAAACCAGCUGUUACACUAAGUAGAGGGAACACAAGUAUUUCAAGGUGAAUAUUGGUAUAAUUUCCCUCUUCUGAUUAUUUAUUCUAAUUAUUGUGUUCUUAAUGCCCACUGUAAAGAAAUAGAGUACAUCUAUAAUUUUUUUUCUCUAGAAGAGAACCAUUUAAAAAAUUGUAAGAUAUAUUAAAAGGUAAUCAGAUGAAAGUAGUACUUAUACUUUUUUGUUUAAAAUUUUAAAAAGUUAAGUUUCAUCAUAAGCUUUGCAUAUCUCCAACAAAUAUAUUUUUAUAUACGUAUAGUAUAUAUUGAAAAUAGUACUGAGCAGCAAAAGCUGUCAUUGACUACUGCAAGCUAAAUUGAGCUUUAAAAUGCCUUUUGUUUUAAAUGGGCUUUGAGAA